AUGCAUAUGCAAAGGCCUCGACUGUCAUUGGUCGCAGUUUCGGUUUGCAAUGGUGGAUGUAUGGCUAGUGCUGAAAGGCUGGACUUGAAGACUAGUGGUGGUGGCGAGGACGACCAUAUUCCGGAUUUGCCACCGCCGGCGCCUCCGCCACCACAACCAUCUGCCAAUAGUCGUGACGACAAGUUGAGCGGUGGCGUUGGAACAGAAGGGGAUGUGGAAGAGACUGAUGGUAAGGGGACGGAAUUGGCUGCUGAAGAGGAGGAAGAGGAGGAGCCGCUUAACUCGGGUGAUGAUGUGAGCGACGAGGAGACCGAGUCCCUCUUUGAGUCGGACAACCUUGUUGUAUGCCAGUACGAGAGGGUCAGUCGGUCCCGAAGCAAGUGGCGUUUCUGGCUUCGUGAUGGUAUUAUGAAAAUCCGGGGGCGGGACCACCUCUUUCAGAAGCUGAUUGUAGAGGCUGACUGGUAA
Echinococcus granulosus is the source of this 468-nucleotide messenger RNA. RefSeq names its product Transcription initiation factor IIA subunit. Gene Ontology annotation, cellular component: transcription factor TFIIA complex. The coding region runs from base 1 to 468 and encodes 155 amino acids. NCBI's taxonomy places the organism in Eukaryota, Metazoa, Platyhelminthes, Cestoda, Cyclophyllidea, Taeniidae. The record is from RefSeq and is a predicted model, not a curated record. Gene Ontology annotation, biological process: transcription by RNA polymerase II; transcription initiation at RNA polymerase II promoter. The transcript is spliced from 3 exons.